CAUUCAGAGGCCUCUCAAGGCCCCCUCCUCCUGGAUAAACCUAUUCAGUUGCCUCCCAUUUUCCUCAGGGGAGAAAAAGAGGAGUCUUUUUCCCAGAAUACGCUGGGACCAGAGCCAAGUCUACAGUCAUCCAGACUAGAGCUCCAGCCUCACUCACAGCCAUGCCACACAGGAGCAACUCAGGAGCCCCUGAAAGUUUCCUGCAGUAGCCUGGGAAACACCCAGAGCAGUGAGAGCCUGGGACAGAGACCAGGCUGGCCCAGGCUGAAGGAAUGCAGCAAUGCCAGCCUGCUGAGCAGCGGGUAUGCGGGCGAUGAGGAGAACAGCGAGGCCAGCCUGGCGCGCAGCCCCCGAAUCGUGCGUUGGAAUAAAAGGCUCCACCUCAAGGUAGGCGGCACCCAGCCUUGCCAGCUGUGCACCACAUCCUCUCCCAGCCACGUGGACAGCCAACUGACCAGUACAGCCCACAGCAGCACGCAGACUGGAGCAGAAAAGUGAGAACAGCCUGCCGGGCAGCUGCGGCAGCAGCCUGACCAGCAUCAGCUUCCUCAGCCCGGGCAGCAGCAUCCUGACCUACCAGGUGAGCAGCGGGCUGCUCAGUUCCAUGGGCAGCCGUCCCUCCAGUCAGGCCAGCAGCUGCCAAAGCAUCAGGGUGGAUGACAGCAUGCAGAGUGGGCCGACUAGCAGCACCAACGUUCAGGAGGACAAGACAGGGGGUGACAUGAAAAAUAGUGACCAGGUCACCAAGGCCGAGCAGCCUGCCUCGAUGGGCAUACCUUUAUAAGAUGACUCCGCAGCCACUGGAUGUCUACUGAAAACUGCAGACAAGAGGGCCCAAAAAACCCACACUGAAUUCACCCAGAGGGAUUAUUGCCAAGACAGGUAGGAAAGGCCUUUAAAAAGUGUACACUGACCAUGUCCAAAAUCAUCAAUGGUUAGUUCCAUCUGUAGCAACAAUCAUCAGCAGGCAGAUCACAUGUAGCAAGAACUAUUGAGCUGAACCCUACCUAUACUGAGAAUCUUUGUUUCUGAGAAGAGCCAUGUCAAUAGCCACCAGUGCUGGGACCACUGUAUCAGAACCACCCAUGGACCUAACAUCAGUAUGAACUUAGUAUGAACCUCAGUAAUGGGCCGUCCAUAGCAAGAUCCAUCAGAGGCAAAAUCUCUGCAGGGGGCACCAUCAUAAGACCACCUGUACCAAAGUACAUAAGUGGUGACAACUUUCAAGAAGGAAGUGCCAGAUUUGUUAACAACCAUUGGAAGUUAGAACCUUCCAUGAGGAAGUCAUCUAAGUGCUGAACGCCAUCUACAACCAACACCAACCAUGACAAGCUCUAAACAAGGACCAACCAUGGUUGGGCUGUCCAUGUCAAGAACCGAGAACAGCUUCAGUGAGCCCCAUGCAUGGGGAGCUGCACUUGGUCCCUACCCAGCUCUGUCACACAUACUGUCCACAGUGGGCAUUGCCCAUGUGAGCUACAACAUGACAACCAUGGUGAACAGGGAGCUCCUCCAUGACUCUAAGCACCUGCGGAGGCACAACCCUCAAUGACGGUCACCAGGAGAGACCAUCAGGAGCAGCUAUGAGUGGACCAGUCCCCAGGAGUAGCAUCUACAGUGGACACUUGUAAGGGCUGUGCCC
This is a messenger RNA of Tupaia belangeri chinensis (Chinese tree shrew), 1642 nucleotides long. RefSeq names its product chromosome unknown C16orf82 homolog (gene CUNH16orf82). The annotation marks the transcript as partial. The record is from RefSeq and is a predicted model, not a curated record. NCBI's taxonomy places the organism in Eukaryota, Metazoa, Chordata, Mammalia, Scandentia, Tupaiidae. The transcript has a single exon.